AUGGUUGAACAGCUGACGACCAGCCACUCCGGCGACUACAGGUCAACACGCAGAUCACAAGAUCUGUCUCCACAACCCAGGGAUUGGCACCAACCGAUCAAUCGAUCAUUAUCCCCAACUGAACAUUCCACACUGCCCAGUUUCAAAGAGCUGGUUAUCUCACCUUCCACAACCUGUCCCCAUUUCGGAACCACACACUCCACUGCUACAUCGCCAACACGCCCUUCAGUCCAAGAAGUAUAUGUGCCCACCGUAAUCAAAAGUUGCGGUUUCUACGCCAGCUCUGUUCCAUCUGCAAUACCGAGAACUGGUGGAACCGAACCUGACCAUCAAGCUUAUAAAUCCCCGUCCGGAACGAAUAAUGAAAUCCUACUGGAGCACGGAUAUCGUCCGUCUGUUGCGGGUCACCAGUCUCGGGUCGAUAGCCACCAAGGAACGAUAUUGGAUAUUGCAUCCAGCUACAGAGGUCUUGGAAGUUCAGCUGCUCAACUAGCUGCUGGAGGCGCCGUGCAUCCUCAGCGCAAAGUCAGAACUACCAGUUCUGAACGUAUGCCAAUUACUGAUUUGGAUUCCGUAGCUUCAAAUAGCCGGUCGUCCUCGACGAAAUUCGCUGUACUUGGAAUAGCUCAGACAGGAAUCGAGUUGUCUGGCAAAUCGGACGGUGAAUCAAGGCUGCAGGAUCAGCCUCCUCCCGUCGAACAAAAAGACGUCAGAGAACAGCGAUUGGCCGAAAUGAAACGCUCGGAACUCCGUUCCCGAUCACCCGCAACAAAUACAACCUCCACUGUUCCCGCUGAAAUCAGAUUUCGAAGGUUAGCGCCCCUCUAUUCUUCGUCCACUCCACUGUCGAAUCGUCCCUGAGUGCAUGACGAUCAAGUUGUCUAGUUCAUCCUCGUCUUGGUGGCGUUGUGAUGUGUCUCUUCC
Messenger RNA from Opisthorchis viverrini, 924 nucleotides. RefSeq lists its product as hypothetical. The record is from RefSeq and is a predicted model, not a curated record. Bases 1 to 861 code for a protein of 286 amino acids. NCBI's taxonomy places the organism in Eukaryota, Metazoa, Platyhelminthes, Trematoda, Opisthorchiida, Opisthorchiidae. The transcript has 2 exons.